AAAACUGACCAAUGUCUAACCGGAAGUUGCACAUUACUUCCUAGGUCAAAGUGUCGAUUCAGGUGAAAACAUGGCGGCGCCGGCUAAGAAAGUGUUUGAGCUUUUUGUAUCCAAAGUUCCAUGGACGGUUGCUGGCAAGGAGAUAAAGGAGUACUUUGGCCAGUUUGGACAAGUUAAAAAGUGUCUACUUCUAUUUGAUAAAGACACUGGGUUCCACAGAGGAUUCUGUUGGGUGGGAUUCAGCACCGACGAGGGAAUGAACAACGCACUGCAGAAAGAGCCACACUUACUGGAGGGAGCAAAGCUUCAAGUUCAGAAGAACCGGCGGCCAUUUUCUGGACGGAAAUCGAAUAAAAAUGAAAAUGACUGAAUUGUCUCCCAGUGAUCGCCCAGGAAUGUCCGUUUAUGUCUGCCAACAUCUGUCCGAGUGUCUCUGAAUUCAAUUGUGAAAUUUGUUUUUUUCCUGUCAUGUAUGACAAUAAAAAAAAAAUAUUGAAAUCCAA
Syngnathus typhle (broad-nosed pipefish) is the source of this 503-nucleotide messenger RNA. It is a transcript of the gene slirp, whose product is annotated as SRA stem-loop interacting RNA binding protein. Gene Ontology annotation, biological process: spermatogenesis; positive regulation of mRNA splicing, via spliceosome. The transcript has 4 exons. Gene Ontology annotation, molecular function: mRNA 3'-UTR binding; poly(U) RNA binding; poly(G) binding. The record is from RefSeq and is a predicted model, not a curated record. NCBI's taxonomy places the organism in Eukaryota, Metazoa, Chordata, Actinopteri, Syngnathiformes, Syngnathidae. The coding region runs from base 71 to 370 and encodes 99 amino acids.